Molecule: messenger RNA, 4003 nt
Organism: Argentina anserina (silverweed cinquefoil)
Lineage: Eukaryota; Viridiplantae; Streptophyta; Magnoliopsida; Rosales; Rosaceae
Product: tetratricopeptide repeat protein SKI3
Exons: 20
Coding region: 114-3647 (1177 amino acids)
Cellular component (GO): Ski complex
Molecular function (GO): protein binding
Source: RefSeq, a predicted model, not a curated record
GGCAACACCUCAAACAAAACCCAACGCAACACUCUUCGCUGCGCCACACUUCUCCUCACCACUCCGCCCUCUCACAGUUUCGAUCGAUCAUCCACACAGAACCCCUUAAUGCAAUGCCACACUCGCAGGACCAAACCAACGAAUCCGACCUCCGCCGCCUGCAGGACUCCGUGCACAACCACCCAGACGAUCCCUCCCUCCGCUUCGAACUCGGAGUGUUGCUAUGGGAAGACGACAAGGAGAAAGCCGCCGAGCAGUUCAUCGUCGCGGCGAAGCUGAACCCGGAGAUUGAGAAGGGAGGGGCGUUUAGAUACUUGGGGCUUUACUACGCCGCUCUCGAAUCGCAGCCACAUGCGCAAAGAGCUCUCAAGUGCUUGCAGAAAGCCGUGUCGCUGAACUCCGAUGACUCUGUCGCCGGGGAAGCGCUGUGUGAUUUGUUGGACCGGCAGGGGAAGGAGACACUGGAGGUGGCAGUGUGCAGGGAGGCGUCAGAGAGCUCACCGCGGGCUUUUUGGGCUUUUCAGAGGCUUGGAUACUUGCAGCUUCAUCAGAAUAAAUGCUCCGAAGCUGUGCAGAGUCUUCAGCAUGCUAUUCGGGGGUAUCCUACCUCUCCGGUUCUGUGGGAGGCUCUUGGCCUUGCAUACCGGCGACUUGGCAGGUUCACCGCUGCUCUCAAGUCCUAUGGAAGAGCUAUUGAAUUGGAGGCUACAAGAAUCUUUGCCUUGAUUGAAAGCGGGAACAUCUAUUUGAUGCUUGGUUCCUUUAAAAAGGGAGUUGAAGCAUUUCAGCAAGCAUUGGAGUUCUCUCCUCAAAGUGUAUCCGCACACUAUGGGCUUUCUUUGGGGCUGCUUAGUUUGGCUAAGGAGUGUAUUAAUCUGGGAGCAUUUAGAUGGGGAGCUGCUGUCUUAGAGGAGGCAUCUAAAGUUGCAUGGAAGAGUACUCAUUUAGCUGGUAAUAUGUCAUCCAUUUGGAAGCUGCAUGGUGAUAUACUGCUCACUUAUGCAAAAUGUUAUCCCUGGAUGGAGGAGGACUGUGGUUUAGAAUUUGAUGUUGAGGCAUUCAAUAAUUCUAUCCUUUCCUGGAAGCAUACCUGCUAUGUGGCUGCAAAAACUGCCAGUUGCUCUUAUCAGCGAGCUUUGCACUUGGCCCCAUGGCAAGCUAAUGCAUACUCCGACAUUGCAGUAACUUCAAAUUACAUAAACACUUUAGAUAGCAGUUCUGGACAUAACUCAAGUUCUUGGCAGCCGUCAGAGAAGAUGGCUUUGGGGGCCUUGUUACUUGAGGGUGACAAUUCUGAGUUCUGGGUGGGACUAGGAUGUUUGUCUAAUCACAGUGCGUUGAAGCAACAUGCUUUUAUCAGGGGACUGCAAUUGAAUGUAUCACUAGCUGUUGCGUGGGCAUUCUUAGGGAAGUUGUACAGAAAACAAGGUGAGAAGCAAUUUGCCAGACAAGCAUUUGAUUGUGCUAGAAGUAUAGAUCCUUCUCUUGCUUUGCCAUGGGCAGGAAUGUCGGCUGAUUCUCAUUCCAGGGAGUCUUCCGCAGAUGAAGCUUUCGAGAGCUGCUUGCGAGCUGUCCAAAUAUUGCCUCUUGCUGAAUUCCAAAUUGGUCUUGCAAAGCUUGCUCUUGUUUCAGGGCAUCUUUCAUCUUCACAGGUGUUUGGAGCCAUCAAGCAGGCUAUCCAACGUGCACCUCACUAUCCUGAAUGCCACAAUUUAAAUGGCCUAGUCCUUGAGGCACAGUCCAAUUAUCAGUCUGCUGCUGUUUGCUAUAGACUAGCACAAUGUGCAUUAACCAAUUUAUCAGGCAGUGAUACGAAAACUUACAUAAAAGAUAUAUCAGUCAAUUUGGCCCGAGCACUCUCUAAGGCAGGGAAUGCUCAAGAUGCUCUGCGGGAAUGUGAACUUUUGAAGAAAGAAGGGUUACUUGAUGCGGAAGCCUCACAAAUAUAUGCCUUUUCCUUAUGGCAACUUGGUCAGACUGAUCGGGUUCUUACUGUAGCAAGAAAUCUUGCGGAGAGUAUCUCUACAGUGGAACAAGAAUCUGCAGCUGCCGCUGUUAUUCUUUUAUCUAGAUUUGUAUAUUAUAUUUCUGGACUGGAUUCAACAAUCAAUGACAUUCUCCAGAUGCCAAAGCAACGGUUUCAGAGUUCUAAGUUCAGUUUGCUAGUAUCUGCUAUACAUGCUUUGGAUCAAAGAAAUCGACUUAAACUGGUUGGUUCAAGCAUCCGUAACAAUCUGAAAACGCCUGAAGAGAUCACUGAAAUGUUCUUUUUAUUAGCGCUGGGUACACUAGUGAAGCAUGGAUCAGAACACCGUCUUGGGUAUCAAAAAGGAAUUGAUCAUGUUAGGAAGUCUCUUCACAUGUAUCCUAACAGUAGUUUGUUAAGGAAUCUUCUUGGUUAUCUUUUGCUGUCAAGUGAAGAAUGGAAUAAUACACACAUGGCAACUAGGUGUUGCAGCAUAGGCACUGACCCAAUUAAAGGCGGUUUAAAAAUGUCGUAUGAAAUUUUAGGUGCCGGAGCAGUUGCUUGUUAUUCUGCAGGCAAUAGCAAUCCUAAGUUCUCCUACCCAACAUGCUCAUAUCAGUGCCUGAAUCAACCUGGAACCAUACAAAUAUUGCAGAAAUGUUUACGCCAAGAACCAUGGAACCAGAAUGUAAGGUAUCUGCUUGUUCUAAAUCUGGUACAGAAGGCGCGUGAAGAGAGAUUUCCUCGUCAUUUAUGCAUUAUACUUAGGCGGUUGAUAAUUGUAGCUCUUUCCGAUGAACUGUAUCACAAGCCAGGCAUAGCUUUUAGAUAUAUGAAAUUCCAGCUUCUUCUCUGCGCAUCGGAGAUCUGUUUACAUGAUGGUUAUUUAAUCGACUGCAUCAACCAUGCCAAAGAUGCUUCAAUGAUUAUGCUUCCUGAUGCCUAUCUUUUCUUUGCACACUUGCUAUUAUGCCGUGCCUAUGCUUCAGAUAAUGAUGCAGUAAACGUUAAUAGAGAGUAUAGAAGAUGCUUGGAGCUCAGGACAGAUUAUAAUAUUGGUUGGUUAUGUCUGAAAUUCAUCGAAUCUCGUUAUGAAUUGAAAUCUGGUUUGGAUUCUUUGGAGUUGAGCUUCAAAGAGUGCUCAGAGUGGAUAAAUUCAUCGAAUAUGUGGAUGGCUUUAUACAAUCUGGUUCAAGGUUUGAUGUCUAUAUCGAGCCAGGAUGUCUCUUCCGCUGAAGUGUUUCUUUCACAAGCUUGUUCUUUAGCUGGUCCCGAGAGCACUCUCCUGCUUUGUCAUGGUGCCACCUGUAUGGAGCUUUCACGCCUGGGCUAUGAUUCACAAUUCUCAUCACUUGCUGUAAGGAGUCUCACUAAAGCUCAAGAAGCUUCCCUCAUUCCCUUACCGAUUGUCUCAGCAUUGCUAGCUCAAGCACAAGGAAGCCUUGGCUCAAAAGAGAAGUGGAAGAAGAACCUUCGUCUUGAAUGGCCUACUUGGCCGCCAGAAUUGAGGCCUGCAGAACUGUUCUUCCAGAUGCACUUGCUGGCAAAACAGUCGAAAGCUAGUGCAGACUCCACCAGUAUUGAGUUCUGUCAGAGUCCACGGGGAUGGGUACUUCGAGCAAUCCAUACAAAUCCUUCUUGUAUGAGAUAUUGGAAAGUUUUGCAGAAGCUUGGGGAAUGAGUUGCUAAUCUUGAAGGGGCAUGCUUUUUAUGUCAUGAAGUAUAUAAAGUAUGCUUCCUUCUUCAGUGUUUUCAAAGCUAAUUUAAUUGUCCUUGUGUACAAUAUAGAGAUCUGCCUACAUCUUACAUGUUCCCUAGGUUUUCCACCUUUGUAAAAUAUGCCAUCAAUGCUGACCCCUGUUGUAUUAGUCACAAUGUUAGGUCAAGUCAUUACAGGAAUAACAGUUCUUUUGUACAUCAGAUUAGAUAUGGGAAUUAUAUUAUCUGCACACUGGAUCAAGUUAUUGGGCUUCAAUGAUGUUUUGCGGUAUUAGACAGCAUGUCUGUGCCAGUACAAAUAUGGGACUAUAGGUUCAU